Molecule: messenger RNA, 3252 nt
Organism: Solea senegalensis (Senegalese sole)
Lineage: Eukaryota; Metazoa; Chordata; Actinopteri; Pleuronectiformes; Soleidae
Product: ceramide synthase 2-like
Exons: 11
Coding region: 83-1291 (402 amino acids)
Biological process (GO): ceramide biosynthetic process
Cellular component (GO): membrane
Molecular function (GO): sphingosine N-acyltransferase activity; DNA binding
Source: RefSeq, a predicted model, not a curated record
ACACGCUCCUCCUCUCGCUCUCCUCCUCCGUGGUGCCGCUGUUCUCUUCCAUCCCCAUCACAGGCCGCUCAGCGCUCACAGGAUGGAGGCCCUGAUAAAUGAGUGGCUGUGGCAGGAGAAGUACUGGCUUCCCCCGGGCGUCCGCUGGCAGGACAUUGAGAUUAAGGAGGGCGACGGCCGCAUUCCUUUACCCAGGGAUCUCAUCUACACUUUGCCACUGGCCUUUACCUUUAUAGCUCUUAGAUAUGUCUUUGAGAGGCUCAUUGCUUUCCCGUUUAGCAAAUAUUUAGGUGUGAAGGAUCAGAUUCGUGUUCGAGCUGCUUCCAUACCAAAGCUGGAGAUCUUCUAUAAACAGAACAGCCGGCAACCAUCGCAAAGCGAUGUGGUGAACCUGGGGAAACAAUGUGGCCUCUCACAGAGAAAAAUCCAGACCUGGUUCAGACACAGAAGGAACCAGGAUCGACCCAGCAAUACCAAAAAGUUCUGCGAGGCCUCGUGGAGGUUCGUCUUUUAUCUUGUAGCAUUCACAGCCGGGCUUGGCUCUUUAAUUAAUAGCCCGUGGUUGUGGGACCACAGAGAAUGUUGGCGAGGAUAUCCCAAACAGCCCGUGGCUGAGGCUCAUUACUGGUACUACGUCUUGGAAAUGGGUUUCUAUUUGUCGCUGCUAAUGUGCGUGUCUGUGGAUGUCAAGAGAAAAGAUUUCAAGGAACAGGUCAUUCAUCACAUCGCCACCCUGUUUCUCAUUGGUUUCUCCUACUGUGCAAACUAUGUGAGAGUUGGCACUCUGGUGAUGCUGGUGCACGAUUCUUCGGACUUCCUUCUCGAGUCUGCCAAGAUGUUUCACUAUGCUGGCUGGACCAGGACAUGUGACUCACUCUUUGUCGUCUUCGCUCUUCUUUUCCUUGUCACAAGACUGGUGGUAUUUCCUGGCAGAGUGGUCUAUACUACACUGGUGGUGUCUACAGAGUUCUUCCAGCCCUUCUUUGGUUAUUAUUUCUUCAAUGCCCUGCUGUUAGUGUUGCAAGCCCUGCACAUCUUCUGGGCAUAUCUUAUCCUGCGCAUGGUCUACAAGUUUGUCUUUUUGGGCAAGGUCGAGCGUGAUGAGCGUAGUGAUGAGGAGAGUGAAGUGGACGAUGAAGAGGAGGAGCAUGAAGAAGAUGGGGAGGAAUGCAGCUGGCAGCAGAGGAAGGGUACAAUUAACUCCAAAUUAGCAUCGCUGGCUAACAACUGUGUCCUGAACAACCUGACUAAUCAGAGGAAUAUGAACAGCAGACUCCCCAAAGCCAGAUAGUGGAGAAGCCUCACCUGAAGUCGUGUUCCCCAUUGCCUAUACUGGAGAUUCACUGUUUUCUGACACAUGAUACAUUUCACAUCAGGGUAGGUCUGCAUCGUAUUUAUUCAAAAGAGAGGUCAAAAGAGACACCAAUGAUUGUAAAUCUUACACUUUGUGUUGUACGAUUAAGGAGAAACAGCAUCAUUACUUUCACCUUUUGUAAAAUAAACUGGCAAAACAAGCAGAGGGUUAAAAAAACAAUCCUUCACAUCUGAUCAUCAGAGUUUGUAUUUAUGCUGUUUGUUUUCAUUGUAUUAUAUUAGCUUGUUUGUAAAUACCUAGUGUAGAAACUUCAUUCAUCCGUUCAACAAUCGAAACCAAGUGUUUUGUACAAAAACAUCCAGCUGUGUGAUAGACUGUGUAAUGUUUUUUUUAAACCGAGCAAACUAAAGCUUGAAUGAGGUGGUACUUCACUCCUCAGGCUUUGUGUCCACACGUGGCUCAUUGUACAGAAACUAGUACAAACAUUGAUUGUAAAUUUGUCGGCAAACCACUUUGAAGACUAUUUUUAUGAAGCCUUUACUCAACAGAUAGUUUCUACAUUGUGUUAGUACGUGGAAAACUACAAAUUACAUUGUUCUGUGGAUGUAGACAGUUGAGCUUGAUUCUUAAAAGUGAUGUGGCGCCCCCUAGUGCACAAAGAAGAACAUAUCCUUGUAGAGACACCACCCCGUGUCUCAAAAUUGAUGCCUGUAUGUGUGUGUGUACUUGCAUUUGUUUCCUUUUUUUAGGACAUAUCCUGGCAUAAACACUGAUCUUGUCAGGACAGUAGUCCUCAUGGAGACUUGUACCUAAUGAGGCAGAACCUCAUUUUUGGUUAAUUGGUCAAGUUUAGGGCUAAGAUUUGAAUUGUGGUUAGGUUAAGAGUAGGAUUAAGCAUUAACUGGUUAUGUUAAGUUUGGGGAUAACGUUUUGUUUAGGCUGUCUGAAAGAACGGAAGUCAAUGAGAGUCCUUAAAAGGAUAGCUGUGCGAACAUGUGCUCACAGGUGUGAUGUUCUACUUUAAAUAUAAUGACAGACAUUAUGCGUUCUCAGUGAUGUUUUUGUUAAGGUUAGCUCUGCUGUCCCUUGUUUUGUGCCUUGGCUGCUGUUUUAACACUGUUAUGUGAUGAACACUUGAUAUUAAGCUCUGUGUGUGAAUACUUUUACCUGUUUACCAGACACCUGGACCAGGCCUUGCUGUGUUCAUGUUAGUUUUGAAAUGUAGGUGAGGCUGGUAACAUCUGGGUGAGCCAUAAAGAAAAUGGGCAUUAGAUAUGCAUUGUGAAAUGUUAGCUAUUUUAGAUAGUGGCAUUGUCAAAGGUGUAAUGGUUUAUGGUUUAGAUCAAGAAAAGCCUAUGAAAUGUAAAGAUUUAAUCAUUUUUAUAUACAGUAAGUAAGGACAUUUUUUGUAAUGCUUUACAGGGAACAAGAGAUCAUUGGAUUUUACAUGCAUUUAUCUAACAUACUUGAACCCAGACUUGACAGGUGUCUGUAAUGUUGUUUGGCUACAGAUUCACAGGUUUUUGAUCAUCAGGACUGUUAAAAAAACAGAUAAUGUUCAUAGAUAACACCACUUAUCAAACACUAUGAAAAACUGCUGUUACGUUUUUGUAGGAAAACGAUGUAGGAAAGGUGCUCUGGUUUCUGUCUCUGUACUGAAUCUGACUUUGAAAAGGGACGUAAUUACUGUACCUACUGUGCAUUGUAAUGAUCCAGAAAAUUUAAAGGGCUGAUCCACUGAAUUACUUAAUGACCCCCACUACAAUAUUAUUUAUUUUAUUAAAGAAAAGUAUAAAAUACAAUACUAGCAAAUAGCAGGAGAACUGUUAUGUAUCCGCUUAUGUUACACUUGACUCUUACCGUAUGAGUGUACAUGGAUGCUUUGUUGGUUGUGUGGGAAGUUGAAGUUUUAAUAAAUUCUGUUGUAGAAAUUUGCA